AUGGCAUCAAAUGUGAUGAUUACGGAUGUAUUGGAUGAGUUGAAUGAAGAAAAUAGUCGACUAAUCAAUGAAUUGGUUUUCAGUAAACAAUUGAUUGAAUUGUUUGAUAAUUACAGACAUUUAGUUAAGAGUUUGCAAACAAAUUGUUGUUGUAUUGAAAACAAUGAAUUGAAAACCCAUUUGAAUCAACUCGAAGACAACUAUUUGAGACUUAAGACAACAAAACAGAAAAAUGUUGAUAAAAAUCUGACAAAAAAUUUAAGACCAAAGAAGAUAUUGAAGAUAACAGAAUCAACGGAUAAUCUAUUGAUUAGAGAUUAUAUUAAAACAAGAAAUAAAUUGAAUAAUAGUUAUGAAAAAACUGCAAACAAAUCGUUAAGUGAUAGAGAAGUGCUAAUGAAGAAUAAGAAUAAGACAUGGAUUAAUAAAAUUGAUUUUACAAAACAACCGAAAAGUUUGGCCACAAAUACCAAACACUUGAACUCUUCCUCUUCUUCAGCUGUUUGUAUCAAACAAUACAAUAAUAAUAAUAAUCACAACACAAGUGAUGAUAAAAAACCAAUAGUUAUUGACAACAAUAACAACAACGACAAUCAUAAUCCAGAU
Messenger RNA from Oppia nitens, 606 nucleotides. RefSeq lists its product as uncharacterized. The annotation marks the transcript as partial. The record is from RefSeq and is a predicted model, not a curated record. Lineage: Eukaryota; Metazoa; Arthropoda; Arachnida; Sarcoptiformes; Oppiidae. The transcript has a single exon.